Hevea brasiliensis (rubber tree) is the source of this 1359-nucleotide messenger RNA. Its product is annotated as phosphoenolpyruvate carboxylase kinase 2. Gene Ontology annotation, biological process: peptidyl-serine phosphorylation; protein autophosphorylation; intracellular signal transduction. The record is from RefSeq and is a predicted model, not a curated record. Gene Ontology annotation, molecular function: calmodulin binding; calcium/calmodulin-dependent protein kinase activity; ATP binding. The coding region runs from base 66 to 902 and encodes 278 amino acids. Gene Ontology annotation, cellular component: nucleus; cytoplasm. Lineage: Eukaryota; Viridiplantae; Streptophyta; Magnoliopsida; Malpighiales; Euphorbiaceae. The transcript has 2 exons.
UAACUGAAAACCAAACUAUACUCAAACCAAACCAAAACCAAAACACUCCAAACCCAUCACCGGAAAUGUGCGACACCUUGAGCUUGAAGAACAACUACCACCUCUGGGAGGAGGUUGGCCGCGGCCGAUUUGGCACUAUCUCUCGCUGCUUUUCCCCCGUCAAGAACGAAUUUUUCGCCUGUAAAAUCAUCGACAAGAACCUCCUUACCGAUCCAACCGACCGCGAGUGCCUCCAGAACGAAGCCAAGAUCAUGACUAUUUUGUCUCCGCAUCCAAACAUUGUUCAGAUCCACGACGUCUAUGAUACUGAUGACUCCCUCACCAUGGUCAUGGAGCUUUGCGAGCAGUAUACUCUUUAUGAUCGGAUCAACAAGAGUAAUGGCGGAUUAUGCGAGGGGAAAUCCGCUUCCAUUAUGAAACAGUUGUUAAAUGCGAUUGCCCAUUGUCAUAGAUUCAAUAUCGUUCACAGGGACAUAAAGCCAGAUAAUAUAUUGUUCGAUUCGGGAAACAGGGUGAAAUUGGCGGAUUUUGGUUCGGCCGAUUGGCUUGGGGAGGAGAGGACGAUGAGUGGUGUGGUGGGAACGCCGUAUUACGUGGCGCCCGAGGUGGUCAUGGGGAGGGACUAUAAUGAGAAAUCUGAUGUGUGGAGCGCUGGCGUCGUUUUAUAUGUGAUGUUGGCAGGGAUCCCACCAUUUUACGGCGAGACUGUAGAGGAGAUAUUUGAAGCCGUUAUAAGAGGGAAUCUGAGGUUUCCGCCGCGGAUUUUUAGGACUGUUUCUGCUGCGGCGAAGGAUCUGAUGAGAAAGAUGAUCUGUAGAGAUGUUUCACGGCGGUUCUCAGCUGAACAAGCUCUAAGACACCCAUGGAUUGUAAACGGCGGAGAGACAAUUUCAAUGGACUAAUCUGCCCUCGGAAAAAGCAAGAAAAUGUAACGGAAAGCCAAUAGCUUAUCACUGUGUACAUACAGGUCUACCUAUCAGCCCAUGACAUCCAAGUGUCCUGUGUAGAACACAAAGCCCCAUGAUGUGUACUUCCCGAAUUUCAGUUUUUGCACGCUAGAUAAGGAGCUAUCGACAAAAGCAUCACAUGACAGGCUCUUCUAACAAGAAACCGAGCACUACUUUAAUAUUUUUUUCUUCUUCCAGGCUUUUGUGUUUUGAGGUAAAUAUGUAAAGAAAAUAAUAAAAUAAAAGACUGAGAGAAGCCCAUCUUUCCCCGCUUUUGCUCCUUUUUUUGGCCGGAGGAUGUGAGAAAGCUAACGAGUUGUACUGAGUAAACUGGUUUUGCUUAUCUGUUUUCCUCCCUUUUUAUGUAAGAAUCUUGUUUUGUGAAAAAAGAUUUGGAUGUUGUACUGGUUCA